ACCAAUAAUGAUAUACACAUUUUGCAAUAAAGAGCGCAUAUAAAAAUAGCAUUAAUAAUUGUAAUAAGUAUGGGUUAAACCCUAUAAAUUUUAGUUUCUGUAAACAAAAUAGGUGAAAACUAGUAAUUAUUAUUAAAAUGUAACUGAAUUAUUACUUGCGCAUUUACGAUAUUGCUGGUACUUGUACUCAAUAUAUGUGCCAUUAAUUAAUAUAUUUUGGAUUGUUAUUAUAUCGAUAGGUAUCUACGUCAUAUCGGCAAAUAUUAUCUUAUCAUAAGGAAUUGUAAAAAAUCGAUAUUAAAAACUGAAUUAUGAGAAGCCAUAAGGUAAAUGAAACAUUUAUUUAGAUACUUUUGUUUUAUAUAAACAUUAGUUCAUUUGAAAGUUACCUAAAAUAGUAGUUAUACAGUACAAGUUAAAGAUUACCAACAUUGUUGUAACAAUUGGUUUUGCCUAAAAAUAUGCCUAAAUUGUGUAAGGCUACGGUGUUUUUGUGAAAACUUAUCAAAACCAUGGCUUUCGAAUUUAUAUUGUUGGCAGCUCUGAUUUUCAUUUUUCUGGUGUCCUUUUGUGGACUGUUGCAAAAAAUUAAACAGACUUAUGACAGAGAAAGACUAAUAGCUGGUCGAUUUUUUGCAGAAAGAAUUGCUCGUAGAAGGGAGCUCCAAAGAUCACAACGCAGCUCUGAUGGAUCAUUCGACUAUCCUGAUUUUGGAUACGAAGGAGGUAUCUUGCCUGGAGGUCCACCACCUUAUACAGAAUAUCACAUAGAACCGCCUCCAAAAUAUGAAGACAUAGUAAAAAUCCAGGUUGGACAACCUCAAGCUGAUAAUGAAAAUACAACAGCAAAUAGGACAGUGGAAAUUUCAGCACCCCCACCGUAUACCAUCACUAUCGCCAGUAGUACCAGUGAAACAUCAACAAAUCGAUAAACAAUUUUUAACUUAAAAUAUUUUUGAAUUAACUAAGUUAUCGUAUAAAAAAUAUAAGUUAAAGACGUGGUUCAAUGAAAAUAACUUUACCUACUAUAUUUAAUUUUUUUGGGAGCAUAUUAAUUUUCAUAUGAUUACCCUUAUACUCUUUUGACUAAUCAUAUUCUAUGUAAAUAAUUAUUUUAAUAUGUCUUUAUUGGUUUUAUAUACCACGUGUCUCAAUUAUUUAUAUACCAGGUGGGCCUUUGUUUCAAUAGAAUAGGUACCUUAAUUGAUUUAACCUGUUAUUAUUAUCUAAUAGAAUACCUAUAAUCUACAUCAAAUUUCCAUUACAGUGAUAUAACACAAUUUACAUUUAAAAAAAUCUUCAGAGUCGAUUAAUAAUAAUUACAAUCAGUACAAAGAGAGAAUUUAAUGACAAAGACAGUAGUUGUCUGUCAUUUUGUUUAUCAUUUUUGUUUAAAAGUUUUUUUUCUAUCAAUUCUUUAGUGGCAUAAGCAAAAUUUGAUAUAAAAAACACAUAGAAGCAAAAAUUAAACAGUUUUUAUAUAUCUAAUCGUUGAUUUUUUUAGUCCAGUUACCAUGUAACUGUCUACACACUAUUAAACGAAACAUUUUUAAAUAAUUUAUCUAAUUAUAAUAUUCACAAAAUAUCCUCGAGUACAAUAUUCCCUUUUAAAAGCAACCGUUUUUUAUUUGAUUUAAAAUAAAUCGAAUUAAUUUGCAAUAUUAAAAGGGAUAACAAUGCAAUCAAUAUGUUAGAAAUUGGGUUAAUUUAUAUUUUAGGUCAUAUUUAAUAUUUACCAUCCCAUACAGUAACGGCUCGUGAAAAUGUUAAAUUCCUAAAAAAUAUCAAUAUUAGAAAAUUCUAGAAACAUAAAUGUGAUAUUGAAAAACAUUACUUUACUGAUUAAACAAUAACUUUAUUUACAGAAAAAUGGUGUAUAUAUGUUAUCUACUAUUAUGCUAUCUACUAAUACCGUAAUAUGAUCGAAAAAAAAAGUUGGCUGAGAAAUGACGAUCGAUUACAUUUCCCAUAUAAAUUUACAUAUAAAAUGACAGCGAUCUUCAUUUCAUAGAUCACAUCAGAGACUUAUACGACAUAACAAAUAACAACAAAAUGAUGGCCUGUGAAUACCAGAAUGUUAAUUAUUUUUAAAUUGAAGGAAGCCUACAACGAAAUAUAACUUUGUUGUUCUAUAAACAGUACAUAUUUGGAAACAUACUGUAUAAAUGAAAGCUUUACCACAGACUUACUUAUUACUAAAGUUAGUUUGUGGCUGUACUUAAAGAGAUUAAAAAUUAUGUUUAAUAAUAAUGAUUUGUUUUCUUGAUUUAAUUUUUUUAUAUGUGAUAAUAUAAUUCAUUAAGUAAUGUAAAAAAAGUAUAUUAAUAUGAUUCAUACAAUUCCUUGUAAUAUUGAUUUCUAAAUUAAUAAAUAAUAUUUGAAUGCUA
Sitophilus oryzae (rice weevil) is the source of this 2387-nucleotide messenger RNA. RefSeq lists its product as uncharacterized. Bases 513 to 932 code for a protein of 139 amino acids. The record is from RefSeq and is a predicted model, not a curated record. The transcript has 5 exons. NCBI's taxonomy places the organism in Eukaryota, Metazoa, Arthropoda, Insecta, Coleoptera, Curculionidae.